GAACGAUUUGACGCUGACUGGACAUUCCUGCUGCUGUUGCAGAUCGACGACAUAAUGAUCCCGCUGCUGGAGGGCAGCCUGGACGACACGGCCGACCAGGAGUCCGAGCCCUCCUCCGCCUCCACCACGCAGCAGUACAACCGCGACUCCAGGAUCCGCGUGAACUACCGCUCGCUGCCGGAGAGCCUGAAGGACCUGGAGGAGCCGGACGAGAUCAAGCGCAAGGCCGACAAGCUGCAGAAGGCCAUCAACGCGCUGCAGAACACCGUCGACAAGAUACAGGCGCCCAACAUGAGGGCAAUGCAGAAGCUCAACGAGGUGCGCGAGAAAGUCAGCGCCACCAACGAGGCCUUCGUCGUGGCGCGGAAGCGCGCGCACAAGGCCAAGCUCGCCUUCGAGAAGGUGAAAAAGGAGCGACACGACAAAUUCAUAGAUUGCUUCGAGCACGUGGCCAACGAGAUAGAUGCUAUCUACAAGGCGCUGGCCAUGAACCAGUCGGCGCAGGCGUUCCUGGGCCCCGAGAACCCGGAGGAGCCGUACCUGGACGGCAUCAACUACAACUGCGUGGCGCCCGGCAAGCGCUUCCAGCCCAUGUCCAACCUCUCCGGCGGAGAGAAGACCGUCGCCGCGCUUGCGUUGCUCUUCGCCAUACACAGGUAA
Messenger RNA from Ostrinia furnacalis (Asian corn borer), 660 nucleotides. RefSeq names its product structural maintenance of chromosomes protein 1A-like. Gene Ontology annotation, cellular component: nucleus; cohesin complex. Gene Ontology annotation, biological process: sister chromatid cohesion. The record is from RefSeq and is a predicted model, not a curated record. Lineage: Eukaryota; Metazoa; Arthropoda; Insecta; Lepidoptera; Crambidae. Gene Ontology annotation, molecular function: DNA binding. The annotation marks the transcript as partial. The transcript has 5 exons.